Vicia villosa (hairy vetch) is the source of this 603-nucleotide messenger RNA. RefSeq lists its product as uncharacterized. Lineage: Eukaryota; Viridiplantae; Streptophyta; Magnoliopsida; Fabales; Fabaceae. Gene Ontology annotation, biological process: DNA repair; telomere maintenance. The coding region runs from base 1 to 603 and encodes 200 amino acids. Gene Ontology annotation, molecular function: DNA helicase activity. The record is from RefSeq and is a predicted model, not a curated record. The transcript has a single exon.
AUGUGGAGAACACUCGCAGGUGCAUUAAGAUCAAAACACGAUAUAUGUUUAACUGUUGCAACUAGCGGUAUAGCAUCAUUGUUACUUCCAGGAGGUAGAACUGCACAUUCAAAGUUCAGGAUACCGGUACCAACUAUGGACAAUUCUACUUGCAAGGUUGAAUUCAACGAUGAUGUCGCAGACAUGUUACGACAGACAAAGCUUAUAAUAUGGGAUGAGGCACCAAUGGCGCAUAAGUAUGCAAUAGAAUCGCUUGACAGAACUUUGAAAGAUGUUAUGAGUGCAGACAAAAAUUCAACUGAUGUAUUCGGUGGAAAGGUUGUUGUUUUCGGGGGCGAUUUCAGACAGAUUUUACCUGUCGUCCCCAGAGGCAGUCGUUCCGAUAUUGUACACUGUGCCAUAAAUGCAUCUUACAUAUGGCAUUCAGUUGAGGUAUUAACAUUGACAAGAAACAUGCGGCUACGAACAGGAUCAACACAGACUGACAAAAAUGAGAUAGCACAGUUUUCAGAUUGGCUUUUAAGAAUAGGAGAGGGCCGAAUAUCUGAGCCUAAUGACGGCACCGCCGAAAUCAACAUACCACCUGAUAUUCUGAUAACAUAA